UGCCCCUUUCGGAUUCUUCCCCUAAGUCAGACGAUACGUUCAGCGAUCGCGAUUCUCAACGGUAGAAAUGGGUCCAGCAAGAAAGCCAUCGCCAAGUUCAUAGAACAAGCCUAUCCGCGCCUUCCUUCAACUCACCCCGCCUUGCUGACUCAGCAUUUGAAUCGCUUGAAGACCAGUGGUCGUCUUGUUAUGGUCAAGAAAUCUUACAUGCUCCCUAAAUCCGAUGCCUCCCCUUCUGCCGCCCAGAGAAGACGGGGUCGGCCCCCCAAGCGCAAGCCCAACGCCGACCUGCUGCCUCAGCCUGGCGUUCGACAAAACGCCAACCCUGUGUUGUUUGCGCUUGGUCUUGAAGAUGAGCCCGCAAGCCCUGAGGUGAUAAGAAAGGGUCCCGGUCGUUCACCGAACGCUGGCACGAACAUAGGGGACCAGCCUGGGCCAUCUGUGCGGAGGGGGCGACCGCAUGGGUCGAAAAGACGUGGGCGUCCUCCCAAGCGCAAAUCUGAGUCGGCCUUUUCUAACUGGACCAAAAGGCGUCCUGGUCGCCCUCCUAAAAAUCAAACGAACGUAAGGGCCAUCCCUUUUGCUCCUCCCGGUCCCGCUGUAUCCGCCGAAACCGUAACUGGUAGCACUGGUACCUCGGUACCGCCAGAUGCUACCUUACCAAGUAUAUCUCCAAGAGGUCGAGGAAGACCAAAGAAGAGUGCAGCUGCAGUGCCACCACAAGCUGUUGGACAUAGUAGUGGCGGCGGCGGCCAUGGGCGCAGGCCAGGUGGGGGAUUUUUGCCGGGACGGCCUCCUCUGACUGUUGAAGGGGUUAGGAGACCCAAAGAUCCCGCGUUAAAAUCUGUCGGCCGGCCAAAGAAGGAAACAUUUGUUGAGGACGAGUUGAGGAGGAAACUUGAAUAUUUUCAAUUAAAAGUCAAUGAAUCUCUUGGUUUGAUCAAGCCGCAUUUUAACACUGCGAGUCCAGUCAGUGCAAUUGCAGCAAUUCAAGAAUUAGAGGGACUAGCAACAAUGGACCUUAAUGUGCCAUUAAGAAAUGAAACUCAAGAACUGCUGCCACAGCAAUAGCGAGUCUGUCAUCCACAGAUAUCCACUACAAUUACUGUAGAUGCCAUCGAAGCAUAUACUUUAAACGCAGUGGUGGAAUCUGGUAAGAUGUGCAUGAGCCCCAAAUUGAUUUUGAACAAUUCGCACAAGUGUUUUUGAGAAGACGCAUGAGGUAAAAGAUCUAUAAAUCAAGUAGGAAGUAGCAGAAAUUAAUUUUCAUUGAAAGUAUGAUGACUGUAUCCACAAUUCCACACAAGUUUGAAGUGUUUGUACCGGUUUAGAUUGACCCUGAAGGAAUGAUUAGAAUACUGAUGGCUCUGUUGUUAUUUGACGGAUAGUGGUUUUACUUUGACUUAUUACUGUAGUCAUAUUAAUGUAUGUUGAUCCAUUUCAAGAUAUAUAUGCGCGCGCGCGCGCAUUCUCACUGCCCCUUUACCCCUUUGGUUACGCCGGGAGGGAAAGACAAAUGCUUCAGGUUAUUAGUAAUCCCUUUUUGAAGUUGGUUUUGUCGGAAA
Messenger RNA from Prosopis cineraria, 1565 nucleotides. RefSeq lists its product as uncharacterized. Gene Ontology annotation, cellular component: nucleus; nucleolus; nucleosome. The annotation marks the transcript as partial. Gene Ontology annotation, molecular function: double-stranded DNA binding; nucleosomal DNA binding. The record is from RefSeq and is a predicted model, not a curated record. The transcript has 3 exons. Gene Ontology annotation, biological process: nucleosome assembly; chromosome condensation; negative regulation of DNA recombination. NCBI's taxonomy places the organism in Eukaryota, Viridiplantae, Streptophyta, Magnoliopsida, Fabales, Fabaceae.